Messenger RNA from Zeugodacus cucurbitae (melon fly), 18245 nucleotides. It is a transcript of the gene ft, whose product is annotated as cadherin-related tumor suppressor. The coding region runs from base 1496 to 17743 and encodes 5415 amino acids. The record is from RefSeq and is a predicted model, not a curated record. Gene Ontology annotation, biological process: cell morphogenesis; multicellular organism development; homophilic cell-cell adhesion. NCBI's taxonomy places the organism in Eukaryota, Metazoa, Arthropoda, Insecta, Diptera, Tephritidae. Gene Ontology annotation, molecular function: cadherin binding; calcium ion binding. The transcript is spliced from 10 exons. Gene Ontology annotation, cellular component: adherens junction; plasma membrane; catenin complex.
UAAUUAAACGACAGUAUACGAUUUCCUGCCAUACCGCGCGCCAACCUGCCAUUUAUCACUUUGAUAAAUACGCGCUCCUGGCCACAUAAAUUCAAUAACAUGUACCUGCAGGCGAGCAAGCAAAGCAAAGCUUCGGUGACUGUGGUGCACAGCGCACAGAAUCACACAACACAUAUACACAGCGACAACUGGACGAUCGUGUCGCCCAUUCAGCUAAGCCGCCUUGAUGUACUGUAAUCUAAUGCAAAUCUGGCGAGCGAUUGCUACACUUCGACAAACACACACACACGUAUGAGAGGCUGGAUUGCUGCAAAUAUAUGCUCAUUUUUGAUAAUGUCACACAUACACACGGCGCGCGUUUGCAACACACCUCAAAGCGCGCGUUUGUUCGCUGCUCGUGCGCGUUGGUGCACGUUAUGUGUGUUUAAAUCAAACUGAGUAGUAUUUAAUAAAUUAAUUCCUGUUGUUGUCGUUCGCUGAGACAACUGAGACAUCUAUCACGGCGACCGCGCACCGCCAACGUCACCUCCAACGCCACCAGCACACGCUAUGAACAGCUGAACGAGUUGAGAGUCUCAUACUCAAUGCGCUGCAAUUGGAGUCGUUCACGUGUGUGCUCAGUUCGCGUAUAACACCUACAAAUGGCAAGCAAAACAAUUUAUAAAAUAGUGUCAAGCGGUUGACGGCUGGUUUUCACACAGCAACAGCAACAGCAACAGCAAAACGGCGGAACAAAGCAGGCACACACAUACGCGCCGCGCAGAUUUUUUUCAACAACUUGUGUGUGACCGGUGAUUUCCGUCGAUUUGCUGGGCUUCCUGUCACCGCCAUUGUUGUUGCAUUGCGUUGCUUCAAGCGCGUGUGCUAAGUGCAAAAAAGUGUAACGACUCAGCAACAAUACAACAACAACAAAGUGAACCUUAAACCCACAACAGAAAAAGAAAAAGUGAAAAUCGAAAACUAGCUUUUAGGCUGACGGACGACGUCGUACCCUCAUCAUCAUAAAUUACCCAAAGUAUAUUUAUAAAAGUGCAGAAUAGUUGAAGCAUAGAGUACAACGAGUGUUGUUAUUGUAUUAGUGUAUUAAUGUGUGGCUCAUACAGUGAACAGUGAAAAUGUCUGAGCGACGGACGGGAAUAAAAUGAAACCAAUUGCCAGAACUUAUCGCGUUGGGUACACUAAUGGCUGCGAGUUUGCGCAUUCCACAGCGAAUAGAAACCGAACAGCAGCAGCAACAGCAACAACAAAGCGAGCAACACAUCAAGCAGCAACUAAGUGUUUACAACAACCAAACGAGGCAAAAACGUGAGCGAAUUCCAGAAGGUGCAAACAACAAGCAGCAGCAGCAGCGUAAAGCAAUUGGCCGACGAGUAGACAGCAUACCACAUACAUCACAACAAAACCAACAAUUGCAACAACAACAAACGCAUAAUAAACAACAGUUGAAAAGUGUAAAGGACCGCCAUUUGGCAGUCUUCAACGGCGCAGUCACAUUAUGACGCGCUGCAGCAACGCAAAGUAUUUGCCUGCAGACGUUGCGCACAGCGCUGGCCGACGACGCGGACAAGCCGUCGAACUGGUCACGGCCACGGCAGACGCAAAUUCGAGCGCCGCGGUGUGCACUUACAGCAUGACAAAUCAGCCAAAUUGUAACGAUAUCUUCAUUUCUGCGAUUGCCACAAAUGUCAGCGGCACAACCACCAUACACAGACACAGCGGGCGCCCGGGCGUUAGUUUCCCUUUUGCCACAACGGCAGCAACACGUGCAACAAAGCGCGCCGCAAAGCCGCGUACAUUAACAGCGGCUCCUUUCCCAGCCGACUCUUUGGCUGCACUCGAAGUCAAUGCAUCGAAAGAAUUUCAAAACGUACAAAAAGACUGCAAAAUUACGCCACAAAAGCACAUAGCGCGCAUGCAACCGGCUGCACCGCAUCAUCGACAACAUAAUUUAGUCUUAAGCAAAGUUGUGCCACUUAUUUGCCUGAUAUUGGCUGUCUGCGCUUGGCCAACACCAUGUCAUAGCCAGCGUCAACCAGCGGGCGCGUAUGGUACGUCGGUAUUUGGUCCGAGUGCGUCUGGGCCUAUAGCUCACUACAGCGUAUUGGCGUUUCCACGUCGCCGCUCGUCGGCGGGCGCUGAUGGUGUCACCGGGCUGAUGCAGUCGCGUGCGGUGGACACAAGCGCGCAGUUUGAAGUGUUGGAGGGUCAGCCGCGCGGUACAGUCGUUGGUUUCAUACCGACCAAACCCGAUUUCACUUACCGUUUCAAUGAGCCGCCACGUGAAUUCACGCUCGACCAGGUUACUGGCGAGAUUAAGACCAAUCUGGUGUUGGACCGUGAAGGCAUGCGCGAUCGUUACGACUUAGUGGUGCUCUCCUCACAGCCCACUUAUCCAAUCGAGGUACGCAUUAUUGUGUUGGAUUUGAAUGAUAAUGCGCCGGAGUUCCCUGAGCCCAGCAUAGCGGUUUCGUUCUCCGAGAGUGCGGCUACUGGCACACGCCUACUGCUGGAUGCCGCCACCGAUCGGGAUAUUGGUGAGAACAGCGUGACGGAUGAUUAUCGUAUUGUGGAUGGCAAUGUGGAGGAUAAAUUUCGUUUGGCCGUAACAACGAACCCGAGUGGCGAUGUGUCGUAUCUGCAUUUGGAAACGACAGGCAAUUUGGAUCGUGAAACAUGCGGUUUUUACCAGUUGAACAUAUCGGCGCGUGAUAGUGGCGAUCCACCGAAAUACGGUUACUUACUGGUCAAUGUUACAAUUGUCGAUGUCAACGAUAAUCCACCAAUAUUCGAUCACAGCGACUAUAUUGUCUCGCUGAAUGAGUCCGUGCCGCCCGGCACACCUGUGCUACAAGUAAUGGCCUCCGACAAUGAUCUGGGUGAUAAUGCCAAAAUCACUUACUACUUGUCCGACACCGAACAACAAUUUACAGUAGAUCCCGAAACCGGCGUCAUAUCAACCACCGAACUGCUGAAUUGUCCGCAACAGAACUGCCAGACCUACGCACGACCGGGCGCGAGCUGUCCGAAGAGUUGUGUCUUUACGGUAUUCGCGCGCGAUCACGGCUCUCCGCGUCAAGAUGGACGUACGUACGUUACGGUUAAUCUGGUAGACACGAACGAUCACGAUCCGGUCAUACGAUUCCAGUACUUCCCACCGACUGGCACAUUCGCCACCGUAGAUGAGAAUGCGGCAAACGGUAGCGUGGUUGCUGCGGUUUCUGUGGUCGAUAUGGACGAGGGACUGAACGGCGAGACAAGUUUACGCAUUAUAUCUGGCAAUGAGUUGGGUCACUUUCGCUUGGAGAAGACACCGUCGUUUGAUAUUGUGCGCGUUAAUGGUGUGUUGGAUCGUGAGGAAAUUGGCAAGUACAAUUUGACAGUUGUCGCCAUCGAUAAAGGCUCACCGCCGCGCACAGCAACUGCACACCUAAUUAUCCAUGUCAACGAUGUCAAUGAUCAUGAGCCCGUCUUUGAGAAGUCUGAGUAUUCGGCUGUGCUCAGUGAACUGGCACCGCCGGGCACGUACGUGGCCUCCAUUACGGCCACCGAUGAGGACACCGGUGUUAAUGCAUUGAUUUCAUAUGAUUUUGUUUCUGGCAAUAAUAAACAAUGGUUUGCCAUCGAUCCGACGUCCGGUUUGAUAACAACACAGGCGGCAUUGGAUCGCGAAGUGCAAGACAGCGUCGAACUAAGCAUUUCUGCACGUGAUGGCGGUCCGAACCCGAAGUGGGCGUACACACAACUAAAGGUGACCAUACUGGAUGAAAACGAUGAGGCACCGCAAUUCUCGCAACAACACAUCAACGUUACGCUGAGUGAGAAUACGCCGCCGCAGACAUUGGUCGCCAUGCUAACUGCCGCCGAUCACGAUCAGGGCACUAACGGCUCGGUGACAUACACACUGGCGAGCAGUGUGGAGCGCAAGUAUCCGCAACAAUUUGCGCUCGAUUCGCUCACUGGCCAAUUAACGACGCGCAGCGUACUUGAUCGUGAGACAAUUGCGCAUUAUGAGAUUUUUGUGAUCGCACGCGAUCAGGGUGCACCACCACAAUCGGCCACGGCUACUGUUUAUCUUAAUGUGGAGGAUGUCAACGACAACAGCCCAGUGUUCUAUCCCCGUGAUUAUUUUUAUGCGUUGCCCGACGAUGCGGGCGACAACCACCAGCCACUAUUGAAAGUCACUGCCAGCGAUCGUGAUGCGGGCGAUAAUGCCUUAAUUACCUACCAACUGGAGUCAGGUGGCGAUGGGCAUUUCGUCGUCGAUACAUGGAGUGGUGCGAUAACGUUGCGCGCCGGCAGCUCCGAUAUACGCCAGUCGCCGAAGGCACUUUACAAGUUGAAAAUUUCGGCAAAGGAUCGCGGUGAACGGCGUAGCGAACAAGAUGCAUUGGUCGAGAUUGUGUUGCAAUCCAAAAUGGAGUUGCUCGAGUUCGACUCAUAUGGCAGUUAUGAGUUCCAAAUUGUGGAAGAUCAUGAACAACAACAGGCGGACGAGGGACGUGAGGUGGGUCGGGUUCAGGUGAAGUCACAUGCUGGUAAAUCGACAUUGCCACCCAACAUUGAGUACACGAUUGUCUACGGCGAUGCCGAUGAGAAUUUUGCUGUGGACCGGCGCACCGGUCGUAUUCGUACAGCGCACCGCAUUGAUCGUGAAGAGCUGGCGCAGUACCAGCUCACGGUGGUGGCGCGCACUGGGCUGGCGUACGGCAAAUGUAUGGUGAGCAUUGCAAUUGCUGAUUUGAACGAUAAUGCGCCGAUCUUUGCACAAGAUCGUGACGGUGAGAUACAGUUGCCCGAGAACGCGGCUGUCGGUCAAGAGGUUUACUUGUCACGCGCACGUGAUCGCGAUUCGGGCAUGAAUAGCCGUGUCACCUACACGCUCACCUACAAUCCCGAAGAGCAGUUUCGCAUUAGCGAAUCAACGGGCGUACUGCAAUUGCAACGUCCGGUGCGCGCUGCACCCGGCACACUGCUGCAUGUAGAGCUGAUGGCCACAGAUGGUGGCACGCCGCCACUGUCAACGCGACAUACCAUCGAUGUGCUCAUCGCCGAUGUCAACGAUCAUACACCUGUGUUCGAUCACACAUCGUACGAAACAUCGCUAAGCGAGUUGACCAAAGUGAAUGCGCGCUUCUUUGCGCUAGCCGCCAGUGAUGCGGAUCUUGGCGCAAACGGUCGCAUCUCAUACGAAAUAAUCGAGGGCAAUACAGAGCGGAAGUUCGGUGUCUUUCCCGAUGGUUAUUUAUUUGUGCGCGCGCAGCUAGAUCGCGAAGAGCGCGACUAUUACGCGCUAACAGUGGCCUGCCGUGAUGGCGGUGUGCCGGCGCGUUCCUCUGUGGUGCCGGUAAUCAUACAUGUCAUCGAUGAAAACGACAAUGCGCCACGGUUCACAAAUAGUACCUUCACCUUUAGCAUCGCGGAAAAUGAGCCGGCCGAUUCGUUUGUCGGCAAGCUAACGGCAAUGGAUCGUGACAUUGGACGCAAUGCAGAGUUGAUUUAUGCUCUGGCAACGCAGGAGCAAGACUUCAGCAUUGAUAUGCGUAAUGGUUUCAUCAAGACGCUGCAUCCAUUCGAUCGCGAGGAGCUCGUACAGCGGCGCACCAGCAUUGGUGUGGGUGGACAAUCCGGCGCACAGACAAGUAUUGGCACGGCGGGCGUAGGCGACGGCAAUAACAAUGGUAAUAACUACGUACUAUUGGAAGCCAUCGUUUCGGAUAAUGGUGUGCAACGCUUGCACGACAAGGUCAAAGUGAAGAUAAUCAUAACCGAUGUCAAUGACAACGCGCCGCAGUUUGUGCGCGCUCCAUACCGCGUGCAGAUAUCUGAAGGCGCUGCUGUGGGCACACAAGUAAUGCGCGUUUACUCGAUUGAUGCAGACGAGGGUCUAAAUGGCGACGUUUACUACUCACUUAUCGAUGGCAACGAAGAGGAGCGCUUCAUUAUGGACGAUGCUACCGGUCAAUUGUCAUUAGCGCGUUCGCUCGACCGCGAGCAGCAGUCCACAUACAAGCUGACGGUGGUAGCACGCGAUGCAGGUGUGAAAGUGCAGCUGAGCACCAACACUACAAUCACAGUUGAGGUCUUGGAUGAGAAUGAUGUGGAGCCGCAGUUUGCGCAAACAGCCAGUGAGGUGUCUGUGUUGGAGACGAGCGGUAUCGGUACGGAAUUGAUGCGCUUCCACGCGACAGAUUCGGACUUGGGCGUCAACAGUCAGGUGACCUACAGCAUCACAGGCGGCAACCGUAAGGACACUUUCCAUAUCGAUGCCAUUUCGGGUAGUCUGUAUUUGCACAAACCGCUUGACUAUGAGGAAACUACCGUUUACAACCUGAAUAUAACAGCCGCUGAUGGCGGCACGCCACGCCUCUCGCACACCAUCGUCUUCACUGUGAAUGUAGUGGACGAGAACGAUAAUCCACCGAGUUUUCCGAAUACAGCCAUUGUGCGGCAAAUCAAGGAGGGUAUUGCAAUCAAAACCCCCAUUGUCACUGUAACUGCAGAGGAUCCAGAUUCCGGCUUGAAUGGCAAAGUCACAUAUUCGAUUACAAAGCAAGACCCCGAACAACCGGGUGGUCGCCACUUUGGCAUCAACACCGUAACCGGUGUCAUACACACACUACGUGAAAUCGAUCGCGAGAGCAUCGACACCUUCCGUUUGACCGUCGUCGCCACCGAUCAAGCGGAAUCGCCUGAACCACAACUAUCCGCCGAAAAGCUGGUGACCGUCAUCGUCGAAGAUAUCAACGAUAACGCACCCAAUUUCGUAUCCAUGAACGCCGCAAUUCUGCCAAUGCAGACGGCCACCUCACAAAGUCAUUACUACCGCGACGGCGUGCCAGUGAUGCAUGUGCAUGCACGCGAUGCCGAUUCCUCCAGCAACGGUUUGGUCACUUACGAAAUGGUUAGCGGUAAUAUGGAGCUCUUCAAGUUGCAUCGCAACACGGGCGCCAUAACGCUGCGCAAAGUCAUUGAUCAUCCUGAGGUGCGUUAUCAGUUGGCUCUGAAAGCGACCGACGAGGCGGUGCAGAGUGAACGUAAAAGCACCGAUGCUUACAUAACGAUCAUAACGACGGGCACGGCGUCGGGUCCCACCUUCGAUCAGCGCGAGCAAAGCGGUUCGGUGUACGAAAAUGAGCCGACCGGUACCAGUAUACUGACUGUGAGCGCACGCCUAGAUGGCGCCGAAAUCGAAUAUUACGUGACCAAUGUGACGGCCAUUGGCGCGAGUGCGCGUACGGGUUCGGUACAACAAGUCGAUCGGCUGUUUGAUAUCGAUACGAAACUGGGUAUUUUAUCAACGGCGAAGGAGUUGGAUCGCGAAGCAGGACCAGACACCUAUGAAGUGGAAGUUUAUGCCAUCGCGUUGGGUGGUGCGCCACGUACAACGAACACUAAGGUCACCGUUAAAGUGUUGGACAAAAACGACAGUCCGCCUGUAUUUCGUGACACCCCGCUCUCUUUCAACGUUAGCGAAGACUUGGGCGCUGGCCAUCACAUAGCCACAAUACGCGCCUCCGAUCCCGACACGCUGGGCUCACUCACCUUUAGCCUGAUUGGCGGUGGCGAUGAGAAGUUUCUGCUGGAACCUGAGACCGGGCGGCUGUAUUUGAAAGAUGCACUCGAUCGUGAGUUGAAGGAUAAAUAUGUGUUGCAGUUGCGUGUUGCCGAUGGAGUGCAAAGUACUGAUACGACGGCAGAAGUUUUGGUCACCGACACCAAUGAUAAUCCACCGAUUUUCGAUGAACCUGUUUACUCUUUUGACAUACCCGAGAACGCCCCACGUGGCUAUCAAGUUGGUAUUAUCGCCGCCACCGAUCCGGAUUUGGGUGAUAAUGCGCUCGUUUCAUAUACCGUCAUCUCGGAUUGGGCCAAUGAUGUAUUUAGUUUGAAUCCACAGACGGGCGUAUUCACACUGACAGCACGUUUGGAUUAUGAAGAGGUGCAACACUAUAUACUUGUGGUGCAAGCUCAAGAUAAUGGACAUCCCAGUCUCUCCACCACAUUGACCGUGUAUUGCAAUGUGUUGGAUUUGAAUGAUAAUGCGCCUAUAUUCGAUCCGAUGAGUUACUCGAAUGAGAUCUAUGAAAAUGUAUCGAUUGGCACACCGAUUGUAACGGUCACAGCGACGGAUAUUGACUCAGGCGAUAACGGGCGCAUCGAGUACGCGAUUACGUCGGGCGAUGAUAAUAACGACUUUGAAAUUGCUGCCAACGGUACGAUACGUACACGCCGUGAACUUGAUCGAGAAACGAAAAGUUCAUAUAAUUUAAUUGUAACCGCAAGAGAUUGUGCUAAAGAAUUUCCAACAACAACAAACGUGUACAAUGAAGGUGACUACGCGCAGCAACAGCCACAAUUGCAGCAGCAUCAUCAACAGCAGCAGCAGCGACGUCAACGUCAACACCGGCAGCAACAAUAUGUGGAGCAACAACCGCAACAACGUCUAUCAUCAACAGUACAGGUCACCAUCGUCUUGAAGGACGUCAACGAUGAGGCACCCAGCUUCACGUCGCCCAACGAAACAAGUGUGCUCGAAAAUAUUGCACCCAACACUGUUGUAAUGGUAGUUAAAGCCAUCGAUCGCGAUGAGGGUCGCAACGGUUACAUCGAAUACUUGCUCGAUGGCAAAAAAUCGACCGCCUUAAACCUUGAUUAUGACGACGAAAACAGUGUACCCUUCACUUUGGGCGCUGUGGACGGGUUACUACGCGUGGCCGGACGCUUGGAUCGUGAGCUCCGCUCAAGUUACUUACUCAAUGUGACCGCACGUGAUCGUGGCGAACCGCCGCAGUCUACACAUACGCAGAUCACCGUGCGCAUACUGGACGAAAACGACAAUAGUCCCGUCUUCGAUCCGAAACAGUAUUCUGCAUCGGUGCCGGAGAAUGCCAGCAUUGGCGCAAUGGUGUUGCAAGUCGCCGCAACCGAUAUAGAUGAGGGCGCCAACGGACGGGUACGCUUCUCAAUCGCUGCCGGCGAUGAUAACCGCGACUUUAGCAUCAGCGAGGACUCAGGUGCGGUGCGCGUCGCAAAGAAUUUGAAUUAUGAGCGCAAGCCGCGUUAUGUGUUGACCGUGCGCGCUGAAGAUUGUGCCGCCGAUGUCGUGGCUGCAGCCGCACAGCUGCAGUUAGGCGGCAAAGUGGGCACUGUGAGUGGCGCGAGUGUUGUUGGCGGCGGCGGUGGAGGUAGUGGUGUGAGUGGUGGUGUUGGCGGCGGUGUAGCGGUUGUCGGUGCGGCUAAGCAUGCUGUGGAACAGCGUGAGACACGCUACGACACCGCCGAACUGACGAUCAUCAUCAUGGACAUCAAUGACAAUCCGCCCACAUUCCUGCACUCCCCCUAUCUGGCCUAUGUGAUGGAGAACGUUAUACCGCCGAACGGCGGCUAUGUGCUGACAGUGGAGGCCUACGAUGCGGAUACGCCGCCUUUUAACUCGCAAGUGCGCUACUUUCUGAAAGAGGGCGAUACCGAUCUAUUUCGCAUAAAUGCAUCGACAGGCGAAAUAUCAUUGCUGCGGGCAUUGGAUCGUGAGGCGAAGGCUGAGUACACGCUGACGCUGGUCGCCAUGGAUACAGGUUCCCCACCGCUCACCGGCACCGGCAUAGUGCGUGUCAUUGUGCAAGACAUGAAUGAUCACAGUCCGGAGUUUGCGCGUCCCUACUAUUUGGCCAGCGUGCAGGAGAAUCUGCCCGCCGGUACGAAGGUGCUGCAACCCGUGGCCACGGAUAAGGAUAGCGGCGCUAAUGCGAAACUGCGCUUCACGCUGCUCGGCGAGCACAUCGACAGAUUCCAUAUCAAUUCGGAGACAGGCGAAAUCACGACGGCCACCAUGCUGGAUCGCGAGGAGACCGCCGUGUAUUAUCUGACGCUCAUGGCACAAGACAGCUCGGCUACAGAGCCACGCGCCAGCGCCGUCAAUCUGACCAUCACUGUGCUCGAUGUCAACGACAACACACCCAACUUUAAUGCCGCGAGUUUCAAUGUGAACGUGCCCGAUCGCAUAAAGGCGGGUGAAUUUGUGUUUGGCGCACGCGCUACCGACUUAGAUGAUGGCAUCAACGCGCUUAUAACUUACAACAUCAGUGGCAAGGAUAUCGAUAAGUUCACAAUUGACAAGAAGAGUGGCGUGAUUAAGGCGAAGUUGCCGUUAGGUGCGCGCGAGAACACCAGUUUCGACACGAUCUACAGCAUAGUUCUGCAUGCUAUGGAUCAGGGUACGGAGUCCCGAUCGUCUAGCGCCGAUCUCACGGUGUUGAUACGUCCAGGCAUGCUCUUUCCCGUAUUCUCCUCUAUCUCCACUAAGCAAUUCAUGUUAUCGGAGGACGUGCGUGAAGGCAAGGUUAUCACCACUAUCAACGCCGAGUCGCCGAAGAAAUCUGCGGCGGGUAAUAUUAAGUACGCCAUUGCUGGUGGUAACAUCGGUAGAGCGGUACACAUUGAUGCCAACACCGGCGUUGUGACCAUUGGUAAAGAUGGUUUGGACUAUGAAACGGCGCACACUUAUGAGAUAUGGAUUGAAGCUUCAGACUCGGAUCAACCGCGUUUGCGUAGCGUUAUGUUGUUGACUAUCAACGUAACCGAUGCUAAUGAUAAUGCGCCUGUCAUCGAUAAGAUGACCUACUUCGCUGAAAUAUUGGAAGAAGAACCGCCACCGCAAUUUAUUGUAAAGGUCCAUGGCACAGAUCGCGAUUCGGGUGAUAAUGGUGAACUGUCUUAUCGGCUCGCCGAUGACUUUGAGGGCACCUUCGAAAUUGACUCCGAUUCUGGUGAAAUUUACACCACAAUGCGUUUAGAUCGCGAAGAGAUCAGUUCAUAUGAGCUGCUCGUGGAAGCGGUAGACCAAGGUAUGCCACAACUGACUGGUAGCGCAACAGUACAAAUUACGCUCUUGGACAAAAAUGAUAAUCCACCAAAGUUUACACGUCUCUUCUCUGUAAAUGUAACGGAAAAUGCAAAUAUUGGUAGUUUUGUUAUACAAGUGACCUCAUCGGACUUGGACAUUGGUGUAAAUGCGAAUGCCACCUACAGCUUUACUGAGAAUCCAGGUGAGAAAUUUAAGAUCGACGCUAUCAGUGGGAAUGUUACCGUCGCUGGCUACUUGGACCGUGAACAGCAAGACGAGUAUCUGCUGAAAAUCGUCGCUUCAGAUGGCGCUUGGCGCUCUGAAACUCCCAUCACAAUCACCGUACAGGAUCAGAAUGAUAAUGCGCCUGAGUUCGAGCAUAGCUAUUACAGUUUCAACUUCCCCGAACUACAACGCUCAGUCGCUUUUGUGGGACAAGUUAUUGCCACCGAUCGGGAUAAGCAGGGACCGAACUCACUCAUUUCAUAUUCACUACAGCAACCAUCCGAUCUUUUCACCAUCGAUCCGGCAACAGGUGAGAUCUUAAGCAAGCGUACCAUGAAGUAUAAGCAUUCGCAACUGGAAACCUCACCGGAGAAUAUGUACUCGAUGAUCGUAUUGGCCACAGACAAUGGCAAGCCACCGCUAAACUCCGAAUGCUUGGUUAAUAUCAACAUUGUGGACGCCAACAACAAUCCACCGAAGUUCGAGAAGUCCACUUACCUGGCACCAGUUCCUGAGCAAGCAAUGAAUGGACUGCGCUUAAUCAAAGUGCAUGCGGUGGACGCGCUCGACUACGGCGUGAAUGCAGAGAUCGAUUACACACUGGUGAAGAGCAAUGCAUCGGACUACUUCGCAGUUAGUAAGCACGACGGUUGGAUUUCCGUAACGAAGACACUUAAUGUUAAGGCGAAUACCGUGUUUUUGAUCACAGUACGCGCCACUGAUCGUGGCGUACCACCGCUGGCGGACGAAACGCGUGUUACCAUCAUUGUGACUGGUGAAAACAAACACGCACCAAAGAUCAACGCGCUCAGUCAUCAAGUUAUUGUGCCUGAAAACGAACCAAUUGGCUCAACAAUACUCACUGUUACCGCCUCAGAUAAGGACGAGGGACCAAAUGGCAUGCUAACAUACUACUUUUCGGGCGGUAACGAACGCAAAGAGUUCAAUAUGAACAAAGACACGGGCGCUGUGACUAUUUUGAAACCUUUGGAUUACGAUUUUAUACAGGAGUACUACUUGAAUAUAACCGUUGAGGAUUUGGGUUUCAAACCUAAGAAGGCGAUUGCCAUGCUCACAGUUAUAGUGACUGACAUCAAUGACAACCCACCGCUGUUUAAUCAAUCGGAAUAUCAUGCCUUCAUACCGGAAAAUCGCCCACCAAAUACGUUUGUCUUCAAGGCACACGCAACUGAUAAGGACUCGCCGAAGAACGCAAUCAUACGUUAUACGAUCACCAGCGGUACGGGUAAAAAUCUCUUCAAGAUCAAUCCGAACACCGGCGAGAUUGUCUCCACAGUGUCUUUUGAUUAUGAAGAGCGACGCGAUUAUAAUUUGCAGAUUAUGGCUGCUAAUCCGGAUUCGCCUAUGCACAGCACUGCAAUGGUGAUCGUGCAUAUUACAGGCAUCAAUGAAUAUUAUCCACAGUUUGUGCAGCCUGUCUUCCACUUUGAUGUGUCCGAGUCGGCCGAGGUUGGUACCUCUGUUGGUUCCAUACAAGCUACAGACAAAGAUGCGGGCGAAGAUGGUAAAAUCUAUUACCUGUUAGUGGGUUCCAGUAAUGACAAGGGCUUCUCCAUCAAUGCCAUGACCGGUAUUAUGUACGUAUCACGUCAUCUUGAUCGCGAGACACAGAAUCGUGUCGUACUCACUGUUAUGGCAAAGAAUUAUGGCGGUAUACGUGGUAAUGACACUGAUGAAGCGCAAGUCAUCAUCUCCAUACAGGAUGGUAAUGAUCCACCAGAGUUCUUGAAAUCACUCUACACCACACGCAUAUCAGAAGCUGCGCCAGUGGGCACAAAGGUCACUAGCGUCAAGGCUGUCGACAAAGAUGUACGCCUACAAAAUAAUCAAUUCAGCUACUCUAUAAUCAAUGGCAAUUUGAACCAAACAUUCAAAAUUGAUUCACAGAGUGGUGAUAUUGAGACCGCACGCGCUUUGGACCGUGAAACUGUGGAUACAUUCAAUUUGGUUGUGGGCGCAAUCGAUACAGGCGUACCGCCGCAAACUGGCACAACUACGGUUAAAAUCGACCUAGAGGAUGUCAAUGAUAACGGUCCAACAUUUGAACCCAAUGGUCUAAUUGGUUAUAUAUCUGAAAAUGAACCGCCUGGCACCUCGAUUAUGACAUUAUCUGCGUCUGAUCCUGAUCUUCCACCAAAUGGUGAGCCCUUCACUUACUACCUCGUUGGUGGUAAGCAUAAAACAUUCCUUACAAUCGAGAAAGACUCGGGUGUUGUAAAAUCCACAAAGAGUUAUGACCGCGAAACAACACCAACUCUGGAAGUUGCGAUAGAGGUGGAAGAUAACGGCGAACCAAAACAGCGCGCACAACAUGUGCUUACGAUCAAAGUGCUAGACCAGAAUGACAGUCCAUCCUCGCCACGCAUGGUCCACGUGUUGCUCAACACAUUCAACAACGAAAUUCCCAUCGGCAAAAUAGCGGAUGUACACCCGAAUGAUCCCGAUAUAACUGGCGAUUAUAGAUGUAAAGUUUUGGCAAAUGCGCAGUCGAGUCCAUUAGGCAUACUCACGAUACCAAGCGCUUGUGACCUGUACACCACGCAGAAGACCACCGUCAACGGCUACUCAUACACCGUCUCUGGCAAUGAUGGUAAACAUAAUGACGUUGUGUCCACGGUCACUGUGGGCUUCCAAAACUUCGACAGUGACUCAGUAGAUCAAUCCAUUACUAUAUUGGUGCGUGAAAUGACAGCCGAGUUCUUCCUAGCCACGCAUUAUCGUAACUUCGUCGAAUUACUCAAAUCGGCUAUUGAUUCCAGUGAUGAACUCAAAUUGUACAGCAUACGCAAUACAGACGAAGAAGACGGUGACUUAGAGCUCAUACUGGCGGUACGUAGCUCCAACUUAUCCUAUCGUACACCGCGUUACAUCAUCGAGCGUGUGAGUAAAAAACGUGAUUCGAUUGAACGUUUGUUGCAAGCAACCGGCGGCGUGAUUAUCGGCUACAGUCCUUGCACUUCGGCUACGACCGGUGCAUGCGAAAACGGUGGCAUGUGCUCGGCAGAGAUACAAGUGCACGACUACAUGCACUCACUGAAUAUUAUAGACAGCCAGUCAUUAAUUUUCAGUGGUCCACGUGUUUCACACGAUUAUAGCUGUAAGUGCCCCGACGGUUUCACCGGUCAGCAGUGCGACAAGCAACAAGAUCCAUGCUCACCAAAUCCCUGCGAAGCGAAUGCGCAAUGUCGUCGCAUCGCCUAUGACUUUCAGUGUAUUUGUCCGCCAAAUCGAGAGGGUAAAAACUGUCAGCUACACCGUGGAGACGUGUGUACGAGUAACCCGUGUCGUAAUGGCGGCUCCUGCAUGCACAGUCCAGAUGGCGCAUCCUUCUUCUGUCUCUGUCGGCCGGGUUAUCGCGGCAAUCAAUGCGAACAUGUGUCCGAUUCAUGUCGCCCAAAUCCCUGUUUGCAUGGUGGGCAAUGUGUCAGUUUGAAACCAGGUUACAAGUGCAGUUGCGUUGACGGGCGCUAUGGACGGCAUUGCGAGCGUGCAACAUUUGGUUUUCAGGAGCUUUCUUACAUGUCGUUUCCAGCUUUGGACGCAGCAACUAAUGACAUUUCAAUCAUAUUCGCUACCACUAAACCGGACGGUUUAUUGCUCUACAACUAUGGCAUGCAAACUGGUGGACGUUCGGACUUCGUGGCUAUAGAAGUUGUGAAGGGAAAAGCUUUCUUCUCUUUUGGUGGUACGCGUACAGCAAUAACAACGGUAGUCGUGGGUGCCAAUAGCAUGGACAGUUUGGCUGAUGGCAAAUGGCACAAGGUCACUGCUACACGCAAUGGGCGUGUCAUGUCUCUGAGCGUUGCCAAGUGCUCGGAAAAUGGUGAUGUAUGUGAGGAAUGCCGACCUGGCGAUGUCAGCUGCUAUGCGCAGGACGUCGGACCUAUUGGUACCUUGAACUUCAACAAACAACCACUACUUAUUGGUGGUCUGGCAACGGCGGACCCGGUGCUGGAGCGUCCGGGACAGAUACAUUCGGAUGAUCUCGUUGGUUGCGUGCACAGUGUGUCCGUAAAUGGACGUCCUUUAAAUAUGAGCAAUCCACUCAAACAGCGUGACGUGCUGCCCACCUGCAAUCGCAACAACAAUGGUGGUCCAUGCCAACAGAGUGCGCCCAAUGAUCCAGCGCUAUCACUUUGUGGUGAUUAUGGCACCUGCAUGGAUCGCUGGCAUACAGCAAUGUGUCAGUGUGGCGCCAGUUUGCUUUCGCCAGAUUGCUUUAGCUCCUUGGAGCCAAUUACCGUUACGAAUGGUGCCUUCGUGGAAUUCAAAAUAUCGGAGAAGCAUCGUCGCAUGCAGCUGCUAGACAAUUUGUAUGCCGCCAGUAAUAUAUGGUCGUAUGACGUCUCACGUCGCAGACGAUUUACCGUUAAUAGUGACAACAUCACCGCUUUGGCGCAGGUUGUGGAUUUACCAAAAACCGUUAGUGUCAUCUUCCGCACCUACAAAGAAGACGGUUUGCUGCUCUUCGCCGCAACGAAUAAGCAAUACACGGCAGUGGAGCUGAAAGCUGGAAAGUUAGUCUAUUAUUCCAAGCAGAACAGCGUGGUGAAUAUGACCAUACAGAAGCCGGACAAAUUGAAUGACGGAAAGUGGCAUAAUCUUACCUUGUACACAUCGAACCGUGUCCUACGUUUGCUGAUUGAUAGCAACAAAGUUGGUGAAGAACUUGACACGGCUGGUGUACAUGACUUCCUCGAUCCAUAUUUAACGGUACUUUCUAUAGCUGGCGUGCGACGCGAACAUUAUCCACAGGAUAAUAUACCCAGCAGCUAUGAGGGCUGCAUUGCCAACUUUACAAUCAACAACGAAGUGCAACCGUUUAAUGGCUCGGGUAGCGUCUUCACCAAUGUCUUGAUACGCGGCAAGGUGACGUUCGGCUGUAAUGGUGAUUUGGGCAUUGGCGCGGCGCAAGCUUCCGAUCCCGUCAGUAUCGGUAUCACACUUGUCAUUGUCUUCUUUGUCAUACUGGUUGUUGCCAUUUUGGGUUCCUACGUAAUUUACCGUUUCCGUGGCAAGCAAGAGAAGAUUGGUAGUCUAAGUUGCGGUGUACCAGGUUUUAAAUUGAAACAUAGUGGCGGUUCUGCGACAUCCCAAAAUCAAGCAGAUCAUGUAUUGUCCCGGGGUAGAGGUGUGCAUGCCGGCGAUGGUCCAGUGAGCUAUCAUGUAGACAGUGGUGACCUGAUACGCGGUGUAGGCGGUCAUCACAUGGUCGGUCCCGAAUUGAUUUCGAAGAAGUUUAAGGAACGUGAAAUUAACUCUAACGAACACCAACAACAACGACCGCAGCGCCCGGAUAUAAUCGAAAGAGAGGUGGUUAGCAAGAGCCCGCCAUUGCGAGAUGAACAUCACCCACCGAUACCGCCACCCAGCCAAGCGCAUCAUCCGCACGAUCAUGCCAGUUCUGUUGACUUGGGUUCAGAGUAUCCAGAGCACUACGACUUGGAAAACGCCAGUUCAAUAGCGCCAUCUGACAUUGACAUCGUCUAUCAUUACAAGGGUUAUCGAGAGGCGGGUGGCGUACGCAAAUACAAAGCUACACCAGCACCGGUGGCAUCGUACACACAUCACAAACACCAAGCCACAGCCGCACAACAGCAGCACCGGCAUUCACCACGUCACGGCAUCGGUGUUGGUGGACCAUUCGUGCCACGUGUGCCGCCACAAACUAGUCAACCACCACCACCCUCAAGUACACCACGUCCACAUCAAAGCACACCAUUGGCGCGCCUGUCGCCCAGCUCCGAGUUGAGUUCACAGCAGCCUCGCAUACUAACACUGCACGAUAUCUCCGGUAAACCGUUGCAAAGCGCGCUGCUCGCCACCACCUCCAGUUCGGGUGGCGUCGGCAAGGAUGCGCUACAUAGCAAUAGCGAACGUAGUCUAAAUAGUCCAGUUAUGUCACAACUAUCCGGACAGAGUUCGAGCGCCAGCAGACAAAAACCAGGUGUUUCCGCGCAGUCGCCAGCACAAGCGCCCAUUGGCCUCACAGCGGAAGAGAUCGAGCGCUUAAACGUAAGACCGCGUACAUCGAGUUUAGUCUCAACACUGGACGCCGUCUCAUCCAGUAGCGAAGCACCACGUGUGCCCGGUGGCGCGCAUCACAUAGCGCUCGGCGGGGGUCUACACAAUGCUGACGUCGAUGCGCACAGCUCCUCGUCAACGGAUGAGAGCGGCAACGAUAGUUUCACUUGCUCGGAAAUCGAGUAUGAUAACAACAGUCUCAACGGUGAUGCCAAGUAUACCACCAGCAAAGCGGUGCCCGACGAUCGCACCGAUCGCAAUGCAGUAGGACGUGCAAUGAGCGGUGAUGGCGUGGGUCCAAGCAUGGGUAAAGUACCGCCGAUGCCGCCGCACUCAUACGAUGGUUUCGACUCGUCCUUUCGUGGCUCACUCAGCACUCUAGUCGCCAGCGAUGAUGACAUCUCAACACGCAUGGGCGGCAUCUAUCGACAACUCAACGGGCCGGGUUCGCCAUCGCAACCGAGCUUGGGUUGGAACUAUCUGCUCAACUGGGGACCAAAUUUCGAAAGCUUGAUGGGCGUCAUCAAAGACAUCACCGAGCUGCCAGAUGCGGUGGGCGAGCAACAGCAGCUGCAAUCGACGAUGUGUAUGCCUGGAAAUACGCCGAAGAACUCCGAGGAAUAUGUAUAGUAACGUUUGCAAGUAGCAAGUAGUUUAAGCAUAGAGUUUCCUGUCAGCAUAAAGCGUAGUGAGGGAAAAGCUAAAUACGUGAUUUAGUGUAUUUAUGUAGUUUUAGUUUUGUAGUUUACUUAGAAUCUCUGCCAUUCACUAGGACUUUCAGAACAAAGCGCUGACUCGUGACACUCUUUACGUCUGACUGAAUGCCAUGUCUGUAUAAGCGGCUCGUAUAAAUUUAUGAUUUGCAGCCGAAAUUAAUAUUAAUUUUUAAACAAGUUUAGUGUCUUCCAAUGGGCUCAUAGUAUAAAGUAUUCAUUAGAGUGGAGUAUACUUGGCUACAAACUGAGUCUUUGACUAAGUGUAAUGUACAGCAAAUAUUUAUAAAUUAUUUUUAACGCAUUCAUUCUUUACUCCUACUGCCAAAUAUUCGCGUGAGAAUUCAUCUGUAUACAUCAUUUAAUGCCUCAGUCUAAUUAGCGUUUAGUUUAAGCAGCUCAUUCGGACCACACCCACA